AACCGGUUUUACAAUAGGAAUGAAGAUGCGCCGAAGUCAAAUGCCCAUUCUGGCCGUUUUUCAAAGGAUAGAAGCAAAAUUAAUGCUGAAAAAGACGCUGUUUCACUAUCAAUUCUUGUAAUUUCAGACGCCAUAAAAAAGUCGGAUAAAUCUCCAAGGACCGUUCUCAAAAAAGAAAAAGGGGAGAAACAAAGAAGUCACGAUCCAUACGACAUUGAGACUGAAAUGGAAAAACAUCCCGAGCCAUUAAAGAACAUACAAAUGGAGGUUCAAUCGUUCGGUGAAGUGAAAUACGCAAAAGUUGGUUCUGGAAAAUAUGAACGGACAGAAAAGACUGCUGAAUUGCGCGUUAGCAACCUAGCUGAAAUGACGCCACGAACCAAGCAAAGGAAAUCCCUUGCUGAGCUUACCCCGGGUAGAAAAAAGGUCAGCCCAGUCAUGACUGCCAACAGUACAACACCUCAACCUCGGCGAAGCCGGAAUUCAAAGCAGGACGCCGAAGAGGAGUCUAUGGAGGUGGACAAACCCAUAGUUCAAAACACGUCACCUCAAACAUCAACACCUUCAUCUAAACGACCCCGUAUUCAGCUACCUGAGUUGAGCGCUGAAGACCUACUAGCUGUUGAUCAUCCACGAGAUGAACACGCUCCGUACGAACCUGGAUCUCGUGUAUACGCAAUAUUCGAUGGACUAUUUUAUCCAGCCAUAGUUAUCAGUCGCGAUGGUUUGGGACGUUUCAAAGUGAAUUUCGUGGAAGACGAUAUUAUUAAAGAUAUUCCUCCUUCUGGCGUUAUCCCUUUACGUGCUCUUGAUCGGGAGAAAGACGUAAUCUUUAUCUUUUAUUGCUUAGUUGCUGCUACUAUUUCAGGUAAAAAUAUCAAUGCACCUGGGACGGGUGACGAGCAAAUAUUCGCUGGAAAGCUGUUCAUUUUGACAUCAGCGAAUCGCCCGAACACUGAUACUGGAUUUAAGAAAAAGUUCAUGACAGAUUUUAUUUCUACUCAUGGAGGGCUUGUUGAAGUCGAUGAGCAUCCAAAUAUGGAACGUUUCCUUGUUUCUGAUACACACUAUCGCACUCAUAAGUAUUUGGCUGCGUUAGUGCGGGCAAUGCCUUGUGUAUCGCAUGAAUGGAUCUAUAAAUUAUUAUAUCUGUUUCAGAAAAAACUCGUUGACUAUAAACCAUUUCUAUUGCCUUCCGGUGUUUCAAUUCUUGAUGAAAAGGAAUAUCCAUUGCAUGUUCUGUUUUUAAGAAGCGGAAUGCGUCCGAAAGUAACAAGCGUUUUUGCUAAUUUAAUCCAAUAUUUUGUAGAAGGAAAACUCGACAUUCUUUUGACGGACCACUCAGCUACGGCAAGUAUGGUAGAAAAGGCUCGCAAGAUCGGAUGUGCCGUUGUUUCAUCUGAAUGGUUGAUUCAGGUACAUACAGUAACGGGAAUGCGAAUACGUCUAAUUGCAAAAUUUGCUUCCUUCACAAUUUAG
This is a messenger RNA of Angiostrongylus costaricensis, 1479 nucleotides long. Lineage: Eukaryota; Metazoa; Nematoda; Chromadorea; Rhabditida; Metastrongylidae. The record is from the annotation of a GenBank genome assembly.